This is a messenger RNA of Macadamia integrifolia, 822 nucleotides long. Its product is annotated as putative disease resistance protein At1g50180. Lineage: Eukaryota; Viridiplantae; Streptophyta; Magnoliopsida; Proteales; Proteaceae. Bases 1 to 822 code for a protein of 273 amino acids. The record is from RefSeq and is a predicted model, not a curated record. The transcript is spliced from 2 exons. Gene Ontology annotation, molecular function: ADP binding.
AUGGCAGAGACUGCGGUCCUUCCUCUAGCACAGAAACUAGGUGCUCUAUCAACCGAUGAAGCAAAGUAUCUCUCACAGUUGAAGCCAGAAGUGGAGUCACUCUACACACAACUCCACAUGAUGAAAGCUUCUUUGAAGGAUGCAGAUGCAAUACUGUACAAAAGCGAGCGGGCUAAAGAGUGGGUAAAACAACUCAGAGAGUUGGCGUUCCAGGCAGAAGAUGCCAUCGACAUGUUUGUAUACAAAGUGGCAGCACAGAAUCAGCCGGAUAACAUUGUUCAGAAAAUCAUCAAGUUCCUAAAACUUCUUAUUGAUUCUCAUCAGCUAAGAGUAAACAUUGAAGAUAUCAAAGGAAAGCUCAAAAGGCUUUUCGAUGAAAGAACAAGUUUUGAUAUCAAGGCUUUAGGGUUGUUUGAUAUUAAGCCACCCCCUUUAGUAUCUACUCAAGCACAUCAACCUGAGCCUAUCGGUAUCGUCGGCUUUGAUACCGAAGCAGAAGAGCUUGCGAACUUGCUGAUGGAAAAAGAGCCCCUUAAACCUUUCGGUGUUGUCUCAAUUACCGGCAUGGGUGGAUUAGGAAAAUCUACCCUUGCUAGAAAAGUCUUCAAUAGAGAUGAUGUGAAAAGAUAUCUUUACAAAUACCAUAAGGAGUCAUGUUCCACAGAGCUUUUCCUUUACAAAGUAAUAACACCUGAGAAGAAGAAGAAGAAGAUGAUGGUGGCUUUAUGCGAGAAGUCGCAAUUGAUUAUGAUUCAAACCCGAAAUGAUUUCAAUUUGUGGUUUGCCAUUUUUUCUUCUCACGAGGAAAUGCUUGAACCUUAA